Molecule: messenger RNA, 1574 nt
Organism: Cynocephalus volans (Philippine flying lemur)
Lineage: Eukaryota; Metazoa; Chordata; Mammalia; Dermoptera; Cynocephalidae
Gene: HSPB6
Product: heat shock protein family B (small) member 6
Exons: 3
Coding region: 46-534 (162 amino acids)
Biological process (GO): response to heat; protein refolding
Cellular component (GO): cytoplasm; nucleus
Molecular function (GO): structural constituent of eye lens
Source: RefSeq, a predicted model, not a curated record
GACGCAGGGGCACUGCAGGGCCCAGGGCUGCAGCGGCGGAGCAGGAUGGAGAUCCCGGUUCCUGUGCAGCCGUCUUGGCUGCGCCGCGCCUCGGCCCCGUUGCCCGGACUUUCGGCGCCCGGACGCCUCUUUGACCAGCGCUUCGGCGAGGGGCUGCUGGAGGCCGAGCUGGCUGCUCUCUGCCCCACCGCGCUCGCCCCCUACUACCUGCGCGCACCCAGCGUGGCGCUGCCGGUGGCCCAGGUGCCGACGGACCCCGGCCAUUUCUCGGUGCUGCUGGACGUGAAGCACUUCACGCCGGAGGAAAUUGCUGUCAAAGUGGUCGGCGAACACGUGGAGGUGCAUGCGCGCCACGAGGAGCGCCCGGAUGAGCAUGGGUUCGUCGCGCGCGAGUUCCACCGCCGCUACCGCUUGCCGCCUGGCGUGGACCCUGCCGCCGUGACGUCCGCGCUGUCCCCCGAGGGCGUUCUGUCCAUCCAGGCUGCACCAGCGUCAGCCCAGGCCCCACUGUCGCCACCGGCUGCCCCCAAGUAGGGGUCUGGACGCGCCCGAACCCCGGGAGCUGCCUCAGGUUCCCUUUUAAAGCCGAUCUGACUCCGCCCAGCCAGAUGUCCCAAGCGCGCCAAGACCGUCCUCCCACCCAGUUCGGGAUCCAGCCCUGACCCCUCCACCCUAGCCUCAAUGACUAAACCCUUCCACUGACAACCCCACUUUCACACCCCAGCCCCAAUACCUCCCUAGCUUCCAGACCCUGCAAGCAUUACCCUGACCCUCAGCCUACAGCAUCUCACCCCCACUGACCCCAUCUUCCUGGUGUGUAUCUCUACUCAAGACUCCUUCUACUUCCUUCUGGCUCCUCUACGGAGACAUCUCUACAUCUCAUUUCCAUCCCUUCCUCAUUAGACACCAGAUUAUGGUGUAGACAGCCCUGCCACCACCCCAGGCCAGUCAGGGAUAAUCUCUUCACCCCCAAAUGUCCCAGACUGCAGAGACCUCCCAUUCCAGACCAUCUAGGCCUGGUCCCAAGAUCCUGGAUCCUUCCCUUGCAACCAAAUACUCUACUCCCCACCCCCCACCCCCAGCCCAUUUUCUGACUUGAAACCCCAGCCACCACUUCAACCCUUUUCUGACCAUCACCCUAGGAUACCUAACCUAGGCCAACCAGGACUCCCAACUGCAAACUGUACACACACCCUACCCUCCCAACCUCCCCAGACUCCUGCACAGAUGUCCCAGGCCCCCUCCCAAACUCUAAACAGAACCCCCCAGUCCCUUUGUCCUGACCCCCAAGUCUCCGCCAGAUAUACUAGGCAACCCACCUUCCACACUGCUCUUAUCCCUCAAGACCUAACCAAGCAGCCACUCUUUCACUCCCUACAACCUUUUUCCCUCUUUGAAUUCCCUGCCACCCUAUCUACACACACAUACACACACACACACACCACACACACACACACACACACACACACACACACACACACCACACACGCACGCACGCACACACACACACACACACACACACACCCGCCACUCCUAUCUAGGCUCAUUCCCGCAAUAAAUGUGCUAGAGCUGUG